AUGCCUCAAAAGAUUCCAAGUGAACACGUAACUCCUCUUAAACAAUUUAUUUCAUUAUGUGAUGCACAACCUGAAUUACUUCAAGCACCUGAAUUGGAAUUCUUUCGACAAUGGCUUACCAAAUUAGGCGCAAAAAUUUCUAGUACAAAAACGCAUGCCAGUUCAAGUUCAGAAUCAACUAAGAUGGAUGUAGAUGAUGAAGAAUAUACGAAAUCAUCUAGUCAUCAUGCAGAACCACCAAAAGUUGAAAGCGAACCAGAAAGUGAUUUAGAUUUGGACAAAACCGGUGUGAUUAAAGGUGAUAAUGAUGCACCACAAUCGAUGGGUGAUCCUAAUGUUGAAGUAACAGAUGCUAUGUCAGAACAAGCUGAUACAAAACGUAGUGAAGCUCAGGCAAAACUUUCUGAAGGUGCUAUUGAAGAAGCUAUUACUUUAUUUACACAAGCUAUUGAAAAUAAUCCACAAUCAGCUAUUCUUUAUGCUAAACGCGCUCAAUGUUAUAUUAAACUUCAAAAACCAAAUGCAGCUAUACGUGAUUGUAAUCGUGCUUUAGAAAUCAAUGAAAAUUCUCAACAAGCACUUAAAUGGAGAGGAAAAGCUCACCGCAUGUUAGGUAAUUGGGAAGCAGCUUAUAAAGAUUUUUGUAAAGCUCAAUUAUCUGAUUUUGAUGAAGAUGUUCAAACAUGGUGUAAAGAAGUUGAAGCAAAUGCUAAAAAAGUUACUGAACAUAAACGUAAAUAUGAGCGACGUCGAGAAACAAAAGAUGCUGAUGCUAAACGAGAACGUAUUCGUAAAGCUCAAGAAGCCUGUGCCAAAGCACAACAAGAAGAAAAUGAACGACGAGCACGAGAACAACAAUCUCGUUCUGCAGGUGGUCAUCAAUUUUCAGAUUUUCCAGGUAUGGGUGGUGAAGCUGAUUUAGGAGGAUUAGGUGCUAUGAUGAAUGAUCCAGAAAUUAUGGAAGCAUUACAAGAUCCAGAUGUACAAAAAGCUUUUUCAGAAGUUAGUUCUGAUCCAUCAAAACUAGCUGCUCAUCAAAGUAAUCCAAAGGUACGCAAGGUUAUGGAAAAACUCGCUGGUAAAUUUGGUGGUGCUGGUGGACCUAUGGGAGGAGGUGGUUUUCCGGAUUUUCCAGGUGAUAUGGGAGGUGGUGCUGAUGCAUUUUCAUCUAAUGAUCUCGAUUAG
Adineta steineri is the source of this 1185-nucleotide messenger RNA. The record is from the annotation of a GenBank genome assembly. Lineage: Eukaryota; Metazoa; Rotifera; Eurotatoria; Adinetida; Adinetidae.